Molecule: messenger RNA, 1860 nt
Organism: Guillardia theta CCMP2712
Lineage: Eukaryota; Cryptophyceae; Pyrenomonadales; Geminigeraceae
Exons: 3
Coding region: 1-1860 (619 amino acids)
Source: RefSeq, a predicted model, not a curated record
AUGCUGAAGAUUCCACAUGGGGCAAAGGCAGACCAUGCGAGUUCGAAGGAGAUCCCACGUGUUCAAGAGCAGAAAUCAAAGCCCUCCUUGCAAGCAGAUCAGUGUCAUGACAAACGCAGCGGAGCACGUCUCUUGUUCCGUGACAAACGAGGCAAAUCUAUCUCCAACGAUCAUUGCACCUGCAACGAAGAGAAAGUUCAAAACAAGGGCUUGUGGGCAUUUGCACAUUCGCCAGCAUCGGUGGAAGAGAAUGGGAGAGAACGGAAGAGCAAGACAGAUCAUGUCUAUAAGAAGAAGGGUCGGUACUGGAACUUUAGGAACGAAAGGCGAUUCAAGCCCAUGUUCUUGCAUAACAAGGGGUUCUCCUUGUUCGAUGUGGUUGGAGGAAGCACAGAAUCGAAGCUCAUCAAUCAAGUGUUUUCCCUCACAACAGAGUUGAAUUAUGUCAGGGCACAGUUAAAUAGUUUGCAGCCAUGUCUUGCCCUGGAUGCAGAGGAGGGCAAAAAGCCUCAAGAGGCCUUUUGUUGUGCUCAUGAGAAUCCUAUUGACUCGAUUCUUCGACAAGAGUUCAUCGAGAAUCCAAGUUUCGUGAUGCACCAGACCAAAUUGCAAAUGCUGCAAAGUAAGCUGGAGGAAAAAAUGCUUGAAUGCAAAAUGCAAAGCAAACAAAUAGAAGAACUGAAGAUUGAAGCGCAGAAGAACUCAGCAUCCCUGCGCGAAGUGUCUGAGCUUGAAAGCAAAUUUCAGCAGUGCAUGGAGAGUUUGGCGAUGGCAGAGAGCCAAGUUUCGCAGGCAUCAAAAUGCUUCGAAAGAAUUGAGUCAACAGAGUUGAUUGUAAGUGAUUUGGAACACACUACUACAAGACUCGCGCAAAGCUUGGAAAACGCCGACGAGAAAUUGGAUUCGAAAUACCAAGAGGUAGUAAUUGGCAUAGAAAGGCUUGAAUCGACAAUGGAAUCUUUGCACCGUUGUAUGUUGGUGGAGCAGGAGACAACUUGCAGUCAGUUGGAGCAGUUUAGAGCAUCGAUGAUUCAACAGGAAGCGUCGCACGCAAAAGAGGUUGAGGUUCUAAAAAGCGAAUCAAAGAUGAAUCAAUCACAAUUAUCCAACAUGCUUUGGGAGCUGGAGACAUACGUCAACCAAUGCAAUACACAAGAAGUCGCGCUCUCUCACAUGCAAAGACAAUGUGUCAAACUGCAGGCAGAGUUGUCGGAGUCCUUGAAAGACAAGGCCGCCCUCAAAGAGCAGCUGAAACAGAUGUCGGAGCAGUUGGCGGAAGCUCAGAACCGUUGCUCUGAGAUGGAGCGAGAUCGUGAGCAAGAAAGAAUGGAAAUCAUCAACUACAACCAAGAGAUUCAGAACCUGGGGGAUAUGGAUGAUGAUGACUUGUCAGAUGUGGGGGAGGACGUCGAGAGGUCCAUGGCCUAUUUUGACUCCUGUUGUGAAAGCUCGAAACGAAUUUCCCACCAUGACAUCUUGGCGAUGUUUGUCAGCCAUGGUUCAAACGUGGCCGAGUCGAUGAACCAUCGGAUCGAAGCUUGCAUCGUUCAGUCAGACGAGACAAUCAAGACUCUUCAAUCCGUCGCAGCCGAUUCGAAGGCGCACGCAUUGCAGGACAUGAAGUCGUCGGCUGCAACGGAGAGCAGCGAUAGUCCCACGGGUGAUUUCGUGGAUGUAAUUCUAAGGAGAAUGCGCAAGAACGGGGAGAUAGCUGAUGACACUUUGCAAGUCAUGGAUGAGUUGCAACAGCAAUUCUUUGCGAAUGAGGAGAAACCCUCAACGAAGAAUGGAGAACCAGUUGUACAGGACAGCAGCUUGGAGGAGCUUGUGAUGGAGCAGGUAAAAGAAUUGAACAGGUGA